AUGCUUGGUAUCUAUCUACCAAUAUUUGGUCAAUACCUAUCUAUUUCCCCCCCCUCUCUCUCUCUCUCUCUCUCUCUCGAGCUUUCUGUUUCGACAAUAUCUGUUUUUUCUUUCUCACUUUCUAUGAUUAUUCAAAAGCUAUUAUUUAUCUAUAUAUCUAUCUAUCUAGGCUUUUGUCCAUAUCUAUCUAUCUAUCUAUCUAUCUAUCUAUCGAUGUAUAUCUGUUUUGUCAGUAUCUGUUCCAUUGGAAAAACGAAACUCUCUUACUUCCUGGGUUCACAAUCGGAUCUACAAAGCCCAGCACACAUUUCUGAAAUCCCAGAUAUACUAUUUGUUUUUUGUCCAUAUCUAUCUAUCUAUCUAUCUAUCUAUCUAUCUAUCUAUCUAUCUAUCGAUGUAUAUCUGUUUUGUCAGUAUCUGUGUAUGCAUAUUUGGUCAAUAUCUACGUAUCUAUUUAUUUAUCCAUCAGUUGUUUUUAUCUAUCUCAGAUUUUUCAUAUUUCUUUGUCUUUCAGUCCAAUGGAAAAAGGAAUAUCCCUGA
Acanthosepion pharaonis is the source of this 540-nucleotide messenger RNA. Lineage: Eukaryota; Metazoa; Mollusca; Cephalopoda; Sepiida; Sepiidae. The record is from the annotation of a GenBank genome assembly.